AUGUUUACGCGGCGAAACAAAAGGAACGAAGCGUCCUACAGGGGCGAAAGGCUUGCGGCGUUGUCUCCUCGCCUCAGCUUGUCCCCAGCGAGGGCUGCGUCUCCGAGAGGGACGCCAGCCGACGAGAAACAAGUUUCUGCCGCUCCUGUUCUCGAGGAAGGCGAAGCAGGAGACGCCGGAGCCGCGGCGAGGGAGACAGCACGAGUCGGCGACAGAGCGGAAGACUGGGGAGCUCGGAGGGGACACAGCCGUGAUGAACAGCUAGACGGGGACAGGGAGGCGCACGAGGAAGAAUGGACGGACGCGAGGCGAAAGGGACAUUUUGGAGAGGGAGGCCGCCGGGUGGACGGAACCGGCGGAGUCUGCCAGGCGCCGGCUGCGGAACCUGUGAAGUGCACUUUGCCUUCGGAACAGACGCCUCGCCUUUCUGAGGUCGGAAGCGCAGAGAAGGAAGAGGAGGCUGCACGCGUGCCGCUCGCUUGUCUCUCUUGUGUGGCGACGUGUGCAGCCGUGCCUCCGUCACCUGCACUGGUGCACGCCUGUCUCUACGCAGCCGCGACCCCUUCAAGGUCCGUUCCAGAAAAGGUUUCGAUUGCGCCGCCCUACCAGCUUCUUCCGCGUGCGAGACCCCGAAGAGACGCGUCCCGCGUCCGUCGCUUCGACUCGCUUCUGCUGGACGCGCCUCUCGAGCGACGGGCUGUCUCGGCUGGGGAGCGGGGGCCGAGAAGUUCGCGCUACAGAGCAAGUGAAGAGGGGACACGAAUCCUGUCCAAGGAUGCGUUCCGUGUCGUCACCCACUCGCCGCUGAUGAGUGCGCGGGGCCGCCAUCCGGAGUGGGAACCACGCGGGAGACGCAAAGCGGCAGAAGCGGGAGGGAGUGGCGAGACCGAACUGGGUCUGUUCCCCGCCGUUCGUCGCGGCGAAGAAGGCAGUGGAGAAGGACUGGAGGCAUGGGGCGAUGGACGCUUGGCCGGCCGGCAAGGCCGCAGCUUGCCUGCUGGUCGAGGUUGCUUCAGCGGAGCCUUUCUCACGCCGGUUCGGCCAAACGGCAAGCGGGAAGAAGCGCAGCGAAGCGGCGGCCUCGUCUGUUUCGACCGGCCUUCAGAACCACCCUUCUCGCCCUCGAAGGUCCGUCCUUGUCCUCCGCCUUCUUCCUUUCCUUUUUCCCGAGAUUUUGCGGCCGAUGCAGCGGCCGCGCUGUCUUCGCCAAGGGGACAGAGCGGGAAGCAAAAGACGGUCUGUUUCGUCGAGCGCGAGACGGGCUCUUUCUACCCUUUCUCCUCGGGGGCGAGGCAACGCGAAGAAGCGCGAAGACGCAGAGACGAGCAGUUGACGAAGGCGCUGUCCCGGUGGAUAGGCCCGGCCGCAGGGCGACAAGAGGGUUUGGAUGACGCGGCAAAGUACACGUUUCCUGCUUUCGUCUUUUCUCGCACCGGACAAGAUCUCUCGCCGUCUUCCAGGAGGCGGCAGAUUGUUUCGGCGUUCUACGCUCAGAAAGAAAGGAGCAACGCGCGGCGCUGGAGAUCCCUGUCGGCGGGCGGCUACCGCGGGGGACGCGUGCGCGAGUCCAGCUCGGCGACCCGGAGACACGAGGACGGGAAACUCCGGAGCACAAGCCGUUUGAGUGUCGCGGGAGACCCAGAGCUGACCUCGGACCUGUCCCUGGUUCCGGGUCUCUGGGGCUGGCCGUGGUAUCACGCCAUCUACGGCCAGUUGGACCCGAGACUGGGUGCCCAGCGCGACUUGCUCCUGCUGCGUGAGCAGCGAAGAAAUCUGUCUCGCGGGGUGCAAAAGAUCGUGCCGGCGCUCUCGGAGUGGCGGGAGUCUGUGGCGGCCGAACGCGAGUCGCUCGAGAAUUUGGAACGGACGCGGGACGCGCUGGAGGCGCGGACUCGCCAGAAGCUUGCCAUCAUUGAAGAGGAGAUCGGAAGCGAGAGGCACAAGGCGACAGCGCUCCGCUCCCUGUUGAACGAGGUGAAGGAGGAGAACGCGUCUCUCCACGCGCUCCUCCCAGAGCGUGAAGAGCGCAUUCAGAAGCUCCAAGAAGCUCUGCAAGGUCAGGCGAAAGAGCAGAGUGAACGCGAGGAGGCUUUCUUGGGAGAGAAAAAGGGCCUUGAACUGCAGUUGCUCGAGAAGGAAGAGAGACUGAGGCAGCAAGACGCGCGAACGCGAGAGCAGGCAGCACUGAUUGCCUCCCUUGCUGAACAGGCAGAAGGACGCCUGGAAAGACUAACAACCUUGCAGAAAGAACUGCUGCAAGUCCGGGCCGAGAAAACGGACAAAAGGGCCGCAGGCGGCGGCGACCUGCAAGUCCCGUCCCACAGGGAAACGCUUUCAGAGGCCGGGACUGGUCGCCGAGUUCUGACGGUUCGCGGAGCGAAGCUGAGGGAUUCCUCGCCGGAGCAGGCGACAGACGAGAAGGCAGGCAGGCGCUUGUCGCGCCUCUCCGGCCGCCGCACUCUCACGCUCGCUCCCCCGAGAAACGCGAAGGCCGCCUCGGCUCUCGACGCGCGAGACGGAAACACUGCAAAGACUGAGGCUCCAUCAAGACAGAAAGGUGAGCAGGAGCGUCUGGAAACUCGAGACCGUUCGGAAGACGACGCCGUGUCAAACAUCAUGCGCCGGCGACUCAGACAGAGCCUGUUAGAGAGCAUCAGCCGGCAGUCGCGUGACUUGGAAGAGCUACUUCAUGACCCUGUUCUUGACCGUGUCGUGAGUCUUUCAAAGCUCGAGGCGCCGAGCCGCGGAAAGUCCCCUGCGUCGCCCGCUGCGUACCACAGAGGGGUCGGCUCGCUACUUGGGCCCGACCCCGCAGAGACCGACGUGGGGAGGCUGGUUUCCGCGGCCUAUUUGAGCUCGUACAAAACCGCGAAGGAACGGCUUCCUGGGCUUGUCCCGGACCUUCCUGAGGACGUUCUGAGGGCCCCGAAGAAAGGUUUCGCGGAGUCUCCGCGUCGAUACUCAAGACAAGAAGAGGGGAAAAGCUCCGACCGCUGGCGGGCCAGGCGGCGCCUGCUGCUGUCUUCUCGAGCUGCCGAAGCCUUCGAGAGACCGCGGAGGAUGGACGACCCCGACGUCCGGACAAUCCCCUCUGCGCUCUUCUUCGGGCGCAGGGAAGGGCGAGAGACGCGCGAGGCGAGCGAGAGGGGGAGGUCGGGCGCUGGAGACCGGAGGUCUCGUGCUGAGACGAAGGAGUUGACAAGAGAAGAAAUCAUCCAGAGAGCGUUCGGCAAAGCCGCCCUGCCGCAGCCUUUCGCGUCCGUCCGUUCGGCGUCGCCUUCCAGGGAGUGCCCAGAGCACGAGCAGCGACAGUCCACCGACGAACGAAAGACCGACCGUGGAAGCGAGAGACGGGAAGAGGAGGACAGCGAACCUCUCAAUGAGCUACACAAAAUGAGAAGAGCUAAGGCUGCAGCUCUGCUGCUUCACUUGAAACUCGGUGUCGCGGCAACUCAGGCAGACCUAGCGGCUCUCAAGUCAACGGUACAGCGGCAGAGAGACGUCCUUUCCGACAGCCACCGGGCAUAUAUUCCACCGAGAUGA
Messenger RNA from Neospora caninum, 3543 nucleotides. Its product is annotated as putative 200 kDa antigen p200. The transcript has a single exon. The record is from RefSeq and is a predicted model, not a curated record. Lineage: Eukaryota; Apicomplexa; Conoidasida; Eucoccidiorida; Sarcocystidae. The coding region runs from base 1 to 3543 and encodes 1180 amino acids.